UAUUGCAGACGAUGAAGGCCAUAUGAUCUCACCUUCAUUUAUCUUUCCUCUUCUUUCCAAAUCUAACCUAGAGGGACCUGUAUUUUCUUCUACAGAAGUGCAGACAUCAACACGAGGUGGACCAACUGUAUUAUAAAGGAGAAGAUAGAAUGUAAAGUGACCUCCUAAAGGAUCAACAUGAGGUUUGAGAUGUAUGUUUUCUUAUUAUUCUAGGUUUUCAUGAACCAUUUAAGGGGUUAAUGAAAUAGGGAUACGUCAUCCAUAUGACAUCAUAACCAACCAGAAGAGAGUAAUCAAUAAAGGUAUACAAAAGGUGACCUUCUGGACCCAUCACUCUGGUCCAUCCAUCCUCAAGCCAUCUUUGUCAAAGGGUUCAUUUGCGCAUUCAAAUAAUUGACAUCCAUUCCAAAACGUUUUAUGAACACAUAUUGACCUUUCAUUUUUUUUUAAUCCUGCAUUUUUGGCACCAAGUAUAAGUUGCAGCGAUAAGUUUAGGAGUCAUUGAGGUAAGCAUGGAAGAACACCCUAAAGGGAAGUGUAAGGAAGAGAAAGGAGAGAUUCGUUAUAGAGGCGUGAGAAGGCGGCCCUGGGGAAAAUUUGCAGCAGAGAUUCGUGAUUCGACUAGGCAAGGAGCCCGCUUAUGGCUUGGGACUUUUACCACUGCCGAGGAAGCGGCAAGAGCAUAUGACAAAGCUGCCUAUGCAAUGAGGGGUCACUUGGCCAUUCUCAACUUCCCUGAGGAACAUCAACAGGUUGCAUCUCCUGCUGUUCCCCCUUCAUCACCCAACUUCCCCAAGGAACGUCAAAAUAUUGCCUCUCCUCACCCUUACUCUUCACCAUGGUCAUCAUCAUCUUCACCUAUGAUGUCUGAGAAUACAGAGAGAACAAGUGAUGUGCAUGAAAAACUAGUUUUUGAAUUUGAGUACUUGGAUGACAAGUUGUUAGAGGACCUUCUUGAGACUUCAGAGAAGUAAACCCAGAAUUAUUGACAAUUCAGAACUUGUGGAGGAUGGAACACUACUACUGCCACGCCUUUUCCUUUUUUUUUCUCAUUCAUUAAUCAUAGAUAUCUUUGUUUUCCUCGCUAUCCCCCC
Messenger RNA from Vitis vinifera (wine grape), 1094 nucleotides. Its product is annotated as ethylene-responsive transcription factor ERF098. The record is from RefSeq and is a predicted model, not a curated record. The coding region runs from base 513 to 974 and encodes 153 amino acids. Gene Ontology annotation, biological process: regulation of DNA-templated transcription; ethylene-activated signaling pathway. The transcript has a single exon. Gene Ontology annotation, molecular function: DNA binding; DNA-binding transcription factor activity. Lineage: Eukaryota; Viridiplantae; Streptophyta; Magnoliopsida; Vitales; Vitaceae.